AUGGAGUCGGUUAAUGAGGAAUUGAUCCUCACGGGGUCCGAGGCUGUUGCGGUCACAGCGGUAAUUCUGGACGCGGUGACUGAGUUGAAAACUCUGAUUAAUCUGAUUGAUAUCCGAAAGACCCAAAUACCCAACCAAAGAGGUGUUCAACCUCAGUCAAACAAUAGCGCAGCUAUUGAAUCGGAUCAUUUGGAGUCAACGAUCGAGGAUCUGUUCAACUCUAAAACAUAUACGGAAAAGUUGAAAACGGAUAUGAUUCAAGUGACUGAAAUUUUGGCACAACUCGCGGAAGAGUUGGACAAAAAAGGGACAUUUCAAGUGCUAGAAGAGGCGGUCAAACGGGAAGAAGACAAAUACAGGGAAAUCGAGAAAAUACUGGAACGCGAGCGUGUGAUGCGCGCACGGAUCAAAGGUUUACGACACGGAAUUGAAAACAAUCUUCGGGAGGGUCAGCAACUGAUCGAAAAGAGCAAGGAGACUAUUGCACAUCUGAAAGAUCAAGUUCAAGAAAUGAAAGCCAGAAGUGUCAUGGAGGAACGGUACAUGACACAGUACUCGCAAGUGCGUUUGGCCGAAUUGGAAAGUCGUUUUGAUGCAAAGAAACAAGAAUUGGUGGACGAGAUCGGAAGAAUCAACUUAUUACGGGACCAGGAAACGCGUGCAUCCGAGGAGACAAAGUCCUAUUUACGUGACCGACUUGCCGAACUGAAUCAACUGGAAGAAUUUUGGCGAACACGAUCAGAAAACGAUGUGCGCGAACUGAGACACAAGUUGGACAUUUUGAAGAGUGGCAAAACCAAAGAUCUCAAUCGAUUGCAUGAACUCACGUUACAAGUAAGUUUUAGUCGAGUGGCUUCGUAUUACUUGUGA
This is a messenger RNA of Echinostoma caproni, 870 nucleotides long. The record is from the annotation of a GenBank genome assembly. NCBI's taxonomy places the organism in Eukaryota, Metazoa, Platyhelminthes, Trematoda, Plagiorchiida, Echinostomatidae.